Drosophila hydei is the source of this 1672-nucleotide messenger RNA. Its product is annotated as tRNA modification GTPase GTPBP3, mitochondrial. The transcript is spliced from 2 exons. The record is from RefSeq and is a predicted model, not a curated record. Gene Ontology annotation, cellular component: cytoplasm; mitochondrion. Lineage: Eukaryota; Metazoa; Arthropoda; Insecta; Diptera; Drosophilidae. Gene Ontology annotation, molecular function: GTPase activity; GTP binding; protein binding. Gene Ontology annotation, biological process: tRNA wobble uridine modification; tRNA methylation. Bases 103 to 1587 code for a protein of 494 amino acids.
UCUAACUACAGCUGAGCUGCAAAUGUACUAUUGUACUCGAUACCGAAAAAGUAUUGUUUGGAAAAAUCAUCUGGUUUUUGUGUUAAUUGGUAUUUGCCUGGCAUGGCGUUGUUGAGAAGCGUUUCGAAUGGCUUUUCAGCUGUAUUUCGGCACUUUGCCAGUUCGAGUGGUUGCACCAUAUACAGCCUCAGUUCGGGGCACGUCAAGUGCGGCGUCUCCGUUAUCCGUGUUUCCGGUCCACAAACAAAACAGGCGCUGCGCGCUAUUGUGGGCAACAGUGAAUACGAGCCAAAACAACGACAGGCAUAUCUGAAAUCAUUUUAUCAUCCCACCAGCAAAGAGAUCAUCGACAAGGGUCUUCUAUUGUGGUUUCCUGGUCCAGCCUCCUUCACAGGCGAAGAUGCUUGUGAAUUUCAAGUGCACGGGUCGUUGGCUGUAAUUGCGGCCAUGCUGGAUGCCCUGGGCCAAUUACCAGGCUUAAGGCCUGCACAGCCGGGUGAAUUUACAAAGCGAGCAUUUUUUGGUGGCAAGCUGGACUUAACCGCAGUGGAAGGCCUAUCCGAUUUGAUACAUGCUGAAACUGAGGCACAGCGCAAACAGGCUCUGUUGCAGAGCACCGGCACUUUGGGUCGCCUCUAUGACAACUGGCGCAAACGGCUCAUUCGAUGUGCCGCCCAUCUGGAGGCCUAUAUUGACUUCGCCGAGGACGAACAAAUCGAAGGCGGCGUCAUAUUAAAUUUGACCAAGGAACUAAGAGCUGUGCAACGCGAAAUUCGUGCUCAUCUGAACGAUCAACGACAGGGCGAACUGCUGCGAGAUGGUGUACGCACUGUCAUAAUCGGUGCUCCAAAUGUAGGCAAGAGCAGCCUACUAAAUCUGCUUUGCCAGCGUGCUGUGUCCAUUGUGACCGAACAGGCGGGCACCACACGGGAUAUAAUCGAGACAACGCACAGCUUUGGCGGAUAUCCCGUGAUCUUUGCGGACACUGCAGGACUUCGUAAGCACACAACGGAUGCAAUUGAGGUGGAGGGUAUGGCUCGUGCAAAACAAUGCCUAGCCCAAUCUGAUCUUAUAUUGCUGCUGACAGAAGCCAAAGCUCUGCGAGAUGUGGACAGCAAUGAAUCCCUAAAUGACCACAUCGAAAGCUACUUGCAAGAACUGGACAUACCGAAAGACCUGUGCAGUGGCAAAUACUUGCAGUUGGUUGCAAACAAAACAGAUACGCUGCCAAAGGAGGAAAGUCAACGUCUUAGCAAGCUGAACAAUGUGCUGACCAUAUCGUGUCACAAGCAGGACAACCUGCCACAGUUUCUGGGCUAUUUGGAACAGCUGCUGGUACAACUAUGUGGAACUCCGCAGGCGGAACAUCCACGCAUCACGCAAAGUCGCUAUAGACAACAAUUGGAACGUUGCAUUGAGCACAUUAAUAUAUUCCUAAGAGAUUACAAGCCCGAUGUGUACCCGGACAUGGCAAUAGCAGCACAGCAGCUGCGGAAAUCUGUGCGCUGUAUCGAGCGCAUCACUGGACAUGUCAGCUGCGAAGAUAUACUCGAUGUGGUAUUUAAAGACUUUUGCAUUGGAAAGUAGUUCAUAUUCCUAUUUAUUAAGUACAAAGAUUGUAUAGACUGCAAACAAAGAAACGAAAAGUAUGGCAUGACAAAUGCAUUAUACU